UUCUCAAUAAGAAAAAAGAAGCAUCUGCAAUUAGUCAAAGUUUAAAUACAAGUAAUCAAGAAGAAGCAACUCAGUUUAAUUCAAAAUUAGAAACAUAUAAAAAUGAACAAAGUUUAGAGAAUGAAGAUAAACCUUUCUCCAAAACAAAUAAAAUGUCAGUCUUAAUUAAAAGAUUAAAAACUUUGGAGAAGCUUCAAACAGCUUAUAAUAAGAAUAUUUCUAGUUUAGGAACGGAGAGCAGUGACAAGGAUUUUAUUGUAUAUAUUUGA
Racocetra persica is the source of this 269-nucleotide messenger RNA. Lineage: Eukaryota; Fungi; Glomeromycota; Glomeromycetes; Diversisporales; Gigasporaceae. The record is from the annotation of a GenBank genome assembly.